This is a messenger RNA of Dentiscutata erythropus, 624 nucleotides long. Lineage: Eukaryota; Fungi; Glomeromycota; Glomeromycetes; Diversisporales; Gigasporaceae. The record is from the annotation of a GenBank genome assembly.
AUGCGUAAUAAUGAGUAUGAGGACCUACAAUUAGUAGCAGAAGAUAUAAAUCAACAACUGCAAAAAGAUCUGUCCCUAUUAGCAGAGAGGUGGCAAGUUAGGUCAAAAGCGAAAUGGGUAGAAAGAAAAGUGCUUGGAGGGGAUGAUGAACUAUGGGACCAAGGAGAACUUAGUAUUAGAAAACAAUGUGGUAGCUAUUUAGUAAAAAAAGCUACAGAAUUCUUACGAGCCAAGGGCAAACUCUCUCCAAACCAGUCUGACCAUGUGGAAUGGAUUAAAGAGAAAUGGACUUUGAAUAGAAAAAAGGAUGUUGCCUGGAGGCUGAAUUUCAGGGCACUUCCCUUGGGAUAUCGUUUACUUUAUAUUGAUCGAGAAAAAAAUGGUGAUUGUCUGGCCUGUCCAGGAGUGUUACAAACUCCACUACACUUCUCUCUGGAAUGUAAGAUUAGCAAGAUGAUUUGGAAGGAAGCAUAUAAAUAUCUAGUAACUUCGAAUAAUGAUAGGCCUCCUAACUCAUGGGAUGAAAUUUUCUCUGCAUCUAACAUUGAAGAAACUGCCAAACGUAAAGCAGCAUUAUGGCUGAAUAUCACUUGUCUAUAUAAGAUCUGGUGUUGGUAUACCUAG